Messenger RNA from Parnassius mnemosyne (clouded apollo), 564 nucleotides. The record is from the annotation of a GenBank genome assembly. Lineage: Eukaryota; Metazoa; Arthropoda; Insecta; Lepidoptera; Papilionidae.
AUGGCUGACAGUGGUUUGAAAAGAAACAUCCCGAUCAAGCUUGGCGAUUUUUCAGUCAUCGAUACAGAAUUCUCGAGCAUAAGGGAGAGAUUUGAUGCGGAAAUGCGAAAAAUGGAAGAAGAAAUGAGCAAAUUUCGUUCGGAGCUCAUGAAUAGGGAGAGCAACAAUUUCUUCAAAAGCACAACGAGCUCUACUACAUCUACACAGCACAGCGAUGGCAGGCAGCUAGCCGAACCCAGCCACUGGGACAGUCUCAACUCCCCUCUGAUCCAGGAUGAGGGUGAUGGUAAAUCGUUGAAGCUAAGAUUCGACGUCAGCCAGUACACUCCUGAAGAGAUCGUCGUGAAGACAGUCGACAACAAAUUAUUAGUGCACGCGAAACAUGAGGAGAAGUCAGACACAAAGUCAGUGUACAGAGAAUACAACAGAGAGUUCCUUCUGCCGAAGGGCACCAACCCCGAGGCUAUUAAAUCGUCACUUUCACGGGAUGGUGUUCUGACUGUUGAAGCUCCUUUGCCACAACUCGCCAUUACUGACAGGAACAUCCCCAUCCAGAAGCACUGA